CACGGUGUGGCUGGGAUGUCUCUCCCUUCCCCAGAUCACUGACAGUUGGUGGGCAAGCCUCCUGGGCAGCUUGGGUGACGAAACCUAUCCCACCAGCAGGAGAAUGGGACUGUGAAUUCUGACCCCCCCCACCCCCUUCCUUCCUCUCUUGGGGGCUAAAAGUCUGGCAGGAGGAAGUACCAGCAGCAACUCACUGGGCAGCCUUCCUAGGAAGAUGCAGCCGCUCCCGCUUCUGGUGGCCUUUCUCCUACCACUCGGGGCUGGAGCAGGGCAGAUCAUCGGAGGCCAAGAGGCCACGCCCCAUUCCCACCCCUACAUGGCAUAUCUUCAGACCCAGACUCUAGUGGGUCCAGGCAUGUGCGGGGGGUUCCUGGUGCGAGAAGACUUUGUGCUGACAGCAGCCCGCUGCUGGGGAAGCCCUGUGAAUGUUAUCCUGGGGGCCCACAACAUCGGGAGACGGGAAAGCACCCAGCAGCUCAUAUCUGUGCGCAGAGCCUUCCCCCACCCUGAAUAUAAUCAGCAGAACCACCUGAAUGACAUCAUGUUACUGCAGCUGGAGAAUAGAGCCACACUGAACAGGGUCGUGAGGCCAGUGGCUCUGCCUCGGACCCAGACCAGGCUGAGGCCUGGGGACACGUGCACCGUGGCGGGCUGGGGCCUGGUGGGCCUGGAUGGGAGGACAGACACACUCCAGGACGUGCGGCUGAGAGUGCAGAGGGAUCAGGAGUGCAGCAAUCGCUUCAAUUUCUACACUCACCGAACUCAGAUUUGUGUGGGGAACCCGAGGGAGAGGAAGUCCCCCUUCCUGGGGGACACCGGAGGCCCCCUGGUGUGUCACAAUGAGGCCCAGGGCAUCGUUUCCUAUGGAAAUGGGAUCGGGACCCCUCCAGCAGUCUUCACCAGGGUUUCCAGCUUCCUGCCCUGGAUAAGAAGAACAAUGAGACGCUUCAAACAACAGGGUCAGACUGAGACCCCCCUGUGACUCACUCUUCUUCUCUGGGGCCAAGGCCAGCUCCAGGGGCAUUCUCAGAGCCUUAAUAAAUGUCCAUGUCUAGAGUGGAA
Messenger RNA from Ceratotherium simum simum (southern white rhinoceros), 1062 nucleotides. Its product is annotated as cathepsin G-like. Gene Ontology annotation, biological process: proteolysis. Gene Ontology annotation, cellular component: cytoplasm; intracellular membrane-bounded organelle. Gene Ontology annotation, molecular function: serine-type endopeptidase activity. The record is from RefSeq and is a predicted model, not a curated record. NCBI's taxonomy places the organism in Eukaryota, Metazoa, Chordata, Mammalia, Perissodactyla, Rhinocerotidae.